AUGGUCAGUAUGGCAGGAAUGGAAGAUCACGAGCGAAAAAUUGUCAUCGAGUUUUGUCAUUUGUUGGAAAAAUCAAAACAACUUUUCAACGGAUUGAGGGAUUUACCACAGUACGGUCACAAUCAGUGGCAAGCAUAUUUUGGAAGGACGUUCGACAUAUAUACGAAACUGUGGAAAUUCCAACAGCAGCACAGGCUAAUAUUAGAUUCUAAAUACGGUUUGAAAAGAUGGCAAAUAGGAGAAAUAGCAUCUAAAAUAGGACAGCUUUAUUAUCAUUAUUAUUUGAGAACUAGCGAAACAAAUUAUUUAAACGAAGCAUAUUCAUUUUAUGCCGCCAUUAGAGGAAGAGCAUAUUAUUCAAGAGCCGCAAAAGAAGAUCGAUCCGAUUUAAUGGUUAAAAAAUUACGAUAUUAUGCUAGAUUCAUUGUCGUUUGUUUGUUGCUCAAAAAAAUGAAACUCGUUAGAGAUUUAGUCAUGGAAUUGGAUAAGCAAAUAGCCGAUUAUACAAGCACAUACGAACCUGAUGAUCAACUCGAAUGGACUCUCGUUUUAGACGAAAUCAAAUCGUUUAUAAAAGCUGACGGUUUGGUGAGCGUUCUUCAUUCGGAUUCGAACGCCAUCGUUUUAUCACACAGAUUGAGUCCCAUGACGACUCCUCCCGUCGAAAGAUCAUCGAUUAUGAAUUUAACACUGCAAGAAAUAUUAAUCAUUGGAAAUUCUGCCGAUCAGGUAAAAUUUAGCGAGUUAACGAUGGACAUGUUUCGAAUGCUUCAAACUCUCGAACGUGAACCACAAGAAGAUUUCAAUCACAUUUACGACGCGACACCAGCACCCGGAAGAAUUUCAUUCGAAAAAAAUUAUUCGAUGUCGAGUAACAAAAGCGGUGGAGGAAUGUAUCAAAAUCAAAUGGGUUUGUGUCACGAAAAUGGCGAGAGACCGGCGAAAAGAGAAAAUCCUCAUAAAUAUUUAUUGUACAAACCGACUUUUAGUCAAGUCAUGGUAUUUCUAGCUUCAGGUUUCAAAGAACUUCCAGCCAACGGUGCACUACUCAUGUACAUUUCCGCCGAUGGAUGUUUUACACAAUCUAAACAUCACGAAGACGUCGGUUACGACAUGGGAGGAGUUAUAAUGAGUAGUAAAAAAGAACCGAUAGAUCAUUCGAAUAAGAAAACACAAUUUAGAGAAACUCAUUGCUUGUAUCCGGGUGACCUGUAUCCGUUUACGAGAAAACCAUUUUUUUUCAUCAUCGAUUCGGACAAUAGUUUUGUUUUUCAACAUUUUCCAAGAUAUUUUGGACAGCCUUUGGUCAUAUUGAUGUCACCCCAAGACAUUCCACAACCGUUUCAAGAUCAUCAACAACACGGAAGUUUAUUCACGUUAUUUCUUCACAGUCCACUGACUGCCUUUUGUUACAUAUGUAACAUAUUAGAUAUAUCUAUUAACCUUUGGGAAAGGUGUCAGUCUUACAUAGAUAAAUUUAUAACGGAAGCAAGCAGAUUGUUUACAAGGUGUCGAAUAGAUAAUAGUUACAUACAAUUUUUCGGAGAUGAUUUUUUAAGACUGCUGAUGUUGAGAUACAUAUUUUGUUACAUGGUAUUAAAUUUGCACAGAGGAUUUAAAGGAAGACAAUUUCGUCCUCGUUCUCAACCUCCUCUUCCGGAUGGGGAUUUGUUAGAACAUCCGACUCUUCAACACAUAAUAUUCGAUUUAGCAUCGCAUUUGGAAGUGAGAAAUCAUUUUUUAGAUUCCCAAGAAAUGGACUGA
This is a messenger RNA of Pediculus humanus corporis (human body louse), 1764 nucleotides long. RefSeq lists its product as uncharacterized. NCBI's taxonomy places the organism in Eukaryota, Metazoa, Arthropoda, Insecta, Psocodea, Pediculidae. Gene Ontology annotation, biological process: DNA-templated transcription. Gene Ontology annotation, molecular function: transcription corepressor activity. The transcript has 12 exons. Gene Ontology annotation, cellular component: nucleus. The coding region runs from base 1 to 1764 and encodes 587 amino acids. The record is from RefSeq and is a predicted model, not a curated record.